CUCCUAGAUCCAGCCACUUGAAACUAGGUAAUGGUCAGAAGAAUAUUAGAUCAAAGGACACUUCAACUAAUACCAGAAGUGUUCGAAAAGACAUGGAGCUUGGUCCUUCUGACAAACUGUUGCCAAAAUCCACUGCUCAUCAUGCUAGAAGUAAGGUCAGACUGGUGCCAAAAAAACAUUCAUCGACAAAUACACAGCACCCCCAGGUUAACCUAGCAAAUAAUUGCUCAGAAGUGAUCCCAGAUCUUGUACGUCCAGUUGCUGCACAUCCACUAAAUGGCUCUGAUAAUAGUACCAGCAAAAUUGCAGUUUCUUUCUCGCAAAAUGCUUCCUGCAACAGUGAAAACAAGCAAUGUACAGAGUCUCAAACAGCAAAAGCAUCAGGCUUGCGGAUGCCAUCGCCAUCACUGGGAUUUUUUAGUCAGUCGAAAUCUGCUGGUUCGCUUAGCCUCCUAGAAAGAACUCAAACUAGCAAACUUCGAGAGUCUAACAUUCCUAGUUUGCACAAAGCUGCCCUCUCAAAUCAUCAGUGUCCCUGGCAACCAUCCAAUAAAACAUCUGCAUCCUUGAAUAUGAGGAGCAAUGCUGCUGCUUCUGUCAAUCCUACUUCACAGGGAAAGAUCAAAGGCAAUUCAGAAUUAAAAAAUAAAGAGAAGAUGUUUCAGGCACCGCUUAACUCUAGGACUUGUGAUGGGCUAGAUAAUCAGCAGCAGUUGCACGACAUUCAUGACAAUCAGUUGCUCUUGCAAGGUGGCCCUCGUGAACAACUGAAGAAAGGUCAACAUAGCAAGAAAGUCACUGAGCUUUGCCUCAAAGGUAGAGAUAUGACUGCAGCUGGAUUAGACUACCCCCAUUCUAGAUUCAGUGUUAGCCUCGUAGCAGAAGUUGAUAGUCUUUCAGAGAAAAGUUGUGUGACUGCCAGUCAUCACAUUGAAGACAGACAAUACAUUCCAAUCAUCAAGGAUAACAGUGACUAUUCAGAUUUUCCAUCUCUAGGUAUGAGCACUAAUAGUGAUGAGGGUACCCAAAAAGUGCAUGUUCAGUUAGCCAGGAUGCGGGAAGUCAAUGACCAGACUGUGAAACAAUCUGAGCCAAUGAAGCUUGACACCUGUCAUGCAGAGAGUUUGAGCCUAUGCUUGAACAAUGGUACUUCAAUUGAGGAGAGAUCAGCUGAAGAGCUUAACAACUGUCGUGGUUCAAAUCUUGCAAAUGCAGUUCUUAAAUCCCCAGACUGUAGUACAGCUGAACGGGAAAUUCCUUAUAGGCCAUCUUGCUGUAAUGAUAUACUGCACACAAACAAUGAAUCUAGUGAAAGUGGAAACUUGUAUACAGAAUUGUUUGUGGAAAAUGUGCAGCUGCAGUCUGUAGAUGGUAAUCUAACAGUCAAAAGGGACGAGAAAAGUAUGCCAAACACCUUGGCGGAGUAUAAUCUGCUGUCGAUGAUUAUUAGUGAUCCAAGUGGAAAAGCUGCAAAACAGACAGAGCUUCCAUUUCCAUGCCUUGUAACAGAACAAGCUAUGGCAGAUGAUUGUGGAUUGCAACAUGAUGGUUACUUAUUGCAUGGAAAAAAAUUCUUCUCUGAAGAAUCCAAGGAGAAGAAUCUCCUUCAAAGUGCUGAAGAUAUGGUAUCAAAUGUUAAUGCUUGUGGAGGUAUAUUGGAAAGUUCUGGAGUUCUUAGUUCAAAAUCACCUGCCAAGCAUGAUUCUAGUUCUAAUGCAGCUGGAAAGUCAGAGUGCAUGCAUGUGGAAAACCCUUUGGUAUCUUCUGUAGACAAAGGGCUGGUUAAGGUUGCUUCUGAGAUAAAUGAUAUGAGCGAGGACAAAAAUUUAGUAAGUAAAUGUGAUUCUUCGGUUAAAAAUUUCAAUUUUUCCUCUUAUUUACAGCGAGGAAAUGAUGCCAAUGGAAGGGGUUCUUCCAUUCUGGAGAAUAAUUGCUCCACUUGUAUGCAUGAUGUGAACAAAGACAUGGAGAAAACUAAGGUGAUAACUUCUUUCUGUGAAUCUGAUCAGGACAAUCAGAGUCAAAGAUCAUUUGAUGAUAUGUUGUCUUCUAAGAGCCAAUCUCUUGAAGAGCAAAGGGAAUGCAGUAAUAGUAACAUUGCAAAUGUCAGAGGAACUAUUGCAAGUGAAGUGGAAAGUCUAAAUGGUAUUCACCAAUGUGAAAUAAUGGAACAAACAAAUGAACUUGCUCAAGUUAAUAGAAUUACCAAGGAAACGGUAAUGCAAAAUGCAUUCGUGCAGUCCUCAGAAGAAAGUCUGUUAUCUGAUAGCCACAAUUGUAACAUUAGUCCUUUGGUAUCUAAUAAAACUUCUACAGUAAUGGUUGAUGACAUUCAAGAACUUGAAGAACAUCGAGCAGUUCAAAAUCCUUACGUGAUGAUUGAGCAAGCUCCCCUGGAAAAUCAUGAAUUUUGUUCGGAUGAUAGCCUGUUGCUCAUGAAUUAUACUUCUGUAGAGUUGCAAGAAGGAGAUGCUCUUAAAAAUGUUCUGGGUGUUGGUUUAGAACAGGGUGAUGGUUCGUGUGAAUCAAGAUGUUUUGAUGUUGACACUCAAGUACCUCCUAUUAAAAAUGCUGGUUCAGAUAUGGAUAAAAAAGCCGAGCACACAUUUAUGGUUAAUACAGAGCCGGGUUUCAUGGAGAUUCUGCCAUCAAUUGAAAACUACAAAUGCAGUAUGGAUAGUAAGAAUAGGAGCGGUGAUGAGCUGAUCGAUCAAGCUGCUUCCUUGGAAUUUAAUUCAUCUUCAGACAAGAGCAGGCAUCAUAUUGCAUCAUCAGCGGAUAAUUGUGACUCUAGUUCGUUUUGCUGUUUGAAUGAGAAGUCUAAGUUAUUAAUGAAAACAAAAGAGAAAUCAAGUCAGAGAGUCCAGCAGGAUGCUGAAGUUGAUUUAUCAGAUAGGAAUAUUUUGCCAGAGGAAGCUCAGAUUAAAGUUCCUCAGACCAGUAGCAGUCCCAGCAUUGAAGUGCAGCAUGAGUUGGAUGUAAUGUACCCCACGGAAGAUAAGGCUGCAACAUUGUCACUAGUCCAUCUGAAAAUUUGUAAUGACAGCGAGAAACCUAUUAAAAACAAGAAACAAGAUGCUUGUGUUAUAAAACCACCACCAAAUGUGGUUCCUUUUUCCGAUGAGUGGUUGGCGGCAUUUGAAGCAGCUGGAGAGGAAAUUCUAACCAUGAAAGGUGGUGCUGUACGAAAUUCACCCCCCGACAAGGUUCAACAUGAACCUGGUCCGUGGUCCCCGGUACGCCGGAAGAACGCUCAAGGGGUUGGGCCAUUUGAUUGUACAAAAUUCAUGAACAACACCACCCCACCUUCCACUUCUAAUUGAGGCGACAUGGUUCGCUAAAAAAUCUAGGGCCUGGACCAUUGCAUCCUGUGUCUCUGUUCUAAUCGAGGAGAUUCAGCUGAUCAUUCUUCUAUGACUAACAAUGUCACUCUCUAAAAUCACGACAUAAAAAAAAUAAACAAAUUCUGAUUAUGUUUUUAAUUUUCUAAUUUGUGAUUUCUGUUUCCUUCAACUCGGGGAAUAGCACGUGUAAUAUUUGAUGCUAAAAUGAUCACACGUGGAAACAGCACUUUGACAUUUGAAUAUUGAUGCCUGAAUUCAUGAACUUCAAUUUUCUUUGCAUUUUACUUCCA
This is a messenger RNA of Populus euphratica (Euphrates poplar), 3634 nucleotides long. RefSeq lists its product as uncharacterized. NCBI's taxonomy places the organism in Eukaryota, Viridiplantae, Streptophyta, Magnoliopsida, Malpighiales, Salicaceae. The transcript is spliced from 7 exons. Gene Ontology annotation, molecular function: microtubule binding. The record is from RefSeq and is a predicted model, not a curated record. Bases 93 to 3323 code for a protein of 1076 amino acids.